UUAUUAAACUGAAUUAUGAAUUAUUAUUGCCAAGUUUCAUGACCCAAAAUAUAACUUGUAAUAGGAAAUAUUUGAUCAAUAAUAACAGGUAAACUAAACAGUGUCAAUCAGUAAUUUGAUGACAGAUUUAGAAUAGAUUGGAUUGUUACUGGCUUGCUAUUUUACAUAAUAGAUUUCUUUAAUUAAUAGGUUAACUCAGGUCAUUAGGGAUUUCUGUUAUAACAUAUAGAGUACAUUAUGCUUAUUCCAGUUAAUGUAACAUUCAUUUGUGGCUACAUACUUGGUUUUUUUCUGUUUCUAUUGUUUAAAGUGUCUCUAGAAGUCCUAAUAAGUCAAGCUAUUCAAAAUAUACUAUCAAUUCGUGUUUUAUUGUUUACUAUCUACACAGCCAGACCUAAAUUCAAUUCACCAACAAUUAUUCGAGCAGUUAAUCGAUAAUCGGAAAGUUUAGUGUUUUCAUCAAUGUUCGUUCUUUAUUAACAUCAUCUUUGUAGUCUUCAUAGCCAUCACUAAAUCACUUGAUCUGUUUGAAAACUACUAUUUUCGUGAACAUUUCAUUUCUAUACACAGUUAUUACCAUAUUCUGGAUUUUGUGAAAUAUUUUUUUAGAUUUCAUCAUGAAAGGAUACAGCCCUCUCAGAGUUUUUUAUGGAACAGAUCAUGUAUUUACCUACUGAAGGCAAUAUGAAUAUAAACACGGGUCACGUUCAUACCAAAAUCUUCUGAAUUACUAGUUUAGCCGAGCAUUUUUAUGUACUUUUGGUCACAAUUAGUUUAAGAACAACUAAGUGUCUAUAGUUCAUUAUGAGAAUAAUACACAACACCUAGAGUUUGAUAUAAGUUGCAAAGUUAUUUCAUAAACAAGUCAUAUUGUUAAACUAACAAAGUAUCUUGAUAUUCGUUAAUUUUUAUCAACAUACAGUUCAAAUUUACUAUAAUCCUUCAUAUCAAACAUAUUGCAGUUUCCAACUGAAUUCACAGUCAGUUGUCACUGUUUAUGGGUGUAGUUGUUAUUGAUUGACUGAUGAGAAAUGACGUUGUUGAAUCGAAUGAACGAAAACAAUUAUUUAACAGCACAGAUAACAAUAAAUCACAAUAUAGAUUCAAUCGUUUCAAUGCCUUAGUUGAUAUCUUUUACUGAAUUAUUUAAAAAUUGCAUUCAUAGUUUUAUAUUCAUAAUAUUUACUAGUUGGUAGCAUAAUUAUUAUAAAUUCAUUAAACACAGGACAUUGUACGUACGACCCGUGUUUCAUGGAUAACUCAUUGAACAGUCAUAAGUGGAUAUAAUCAAACUACUUAUGUGUAUUUAUACUUAUAUAUACAGAAAUUGUCAUUCGAUUGAAGCCUUACUUCUCAUAGCAUUAAUGAAAAGUAAUUACGAUGCCAUUUUGUUUACUACAUAUAUUAAUGAGCUACGUUACUAAUGUAACAAUAUGUUGUGUAGAGUCGAUGACGAAUAUUUAUGAGCAUUACUAAAAGAGAAUAGACUAAAUAUAUUGAUCGUUACUGUUUGUUGAUAUGAGAAUUAUUCUUCAUAUACUUACCUAAUUGAUGGAUACUGACUAAGAAAGUAUUAUGUCAACUAAUUUUUUUAUUGACAAAGAAACAAAAUGUUCUUAGAUAUAUCGUUUUAACGGUUGAUAUAAUAGCUAUGAGAUGCCGAAAAUUUCCAUGCUUUUGCUUAAAAAAUUAUUAUUAUUCAUGCUAAUAUGGUUCAAUAUAAGCUACUAAAUAUAAAAAAGACCUUAAACUAAGAUUUCCAUCUCAUGUGUGGAUACUACUGAGGAGUCUCAAAACAGCUGAUAUCGAUCAUCAGAUUUUUCUGCUUUUCAAAUAACAAAAAGGUAUCCAUCUUAUGUUCGAUGCUUAUGUUUAAGAACAAAUAUGCAGAGCUGACUUUUUGAUUGGUGAACCCAAUUUUAAUUAAACUAUGAAAAAUCAAUAAGUCUCUCCCGAAGUUAAAGAUAUGACUGAUUAUUAGCUAUUAAUUUUGUUUAUCUCAGAGUAUUUUUAACCUAUUACUUACAAACAUCAGGCAACCAAAUAAUUUAGCCACUUAAACUGAGUCCAGGAUCACAUUUGCGUGUUUAUUAUACUAAACGUUGAUUGGUGCGUUUUUCGGGGAUUAUUUGGAUAGGUCAUUCAAUCGAUAAGAAUUCAUUCAGUGUGCCUCUAGAUUUUGUUGUCUCCCCUCCCCAUCCGAUAAAAUGAUCUACCAAUAAAUAAUAUGUCAGACCAAUGAAAUUGUCAUGUUUAUUAUUUAUAAGUCACUUUAUGGUCUUCAGAUUUAGCUAAAUUGCUUUUAUUAAUGGACCUAGAUUGUACAGCCAACUCCUCAGUUUCGGACUCUCAAUCAAAUGAACACACUGUCGGAUCUAGUCCAACAGAAUUAGGCUAUGAAAAUACUAUAGGAACACCGACAGGAGUGGAACAUUACUCCGAUCUAUAUGAUAACCGAUCAAAUAAAAUUGUGGCAGAAGACCCUAGAAAUAAUUUGGAGUCGUCAGUCAAUGAAAGUGGCUACAGUUCCUAUUGUAACUAUAGUUACAUAUCAACUGAAGAUGCAAUUACUAAACCUGAGGAAAGUGAACCUCAGUUUUGCGUUAAUGCAUGCCAUUCGAUUUAUACGAUUCCAUAUAUGCCAGAGAACUUAACAAACAACACUUGUCGUUAUGUAGAAUUUACAAGUGACAACAACGAGACAGUCAACGCAGUAGCAUCCAUAGUUAGUCAUGGUGUGAAUUCUUGCAGUUACAUCCCUGUUUCUAAUAUGAUUACUACUGUUAUCAAUCACAAUUUUACACCAACACUUACAAAUGAAUUCACCAAAAUCUUUAACUACCAGUGUGACACAAUAUCAACCCCAGAUAUAACAAGGAAGAAUGAUAAUCAAAGAAAUUUCAAAAGUGAUCCCGAUACAUUUUGGGUUAGUCAGCGUGAUGACAUUCAAAAGUCAGUUAGCAGAAGAACAGGUCAUCUAUCAAGUGAUAAACAAAAUGCAUUGGAUGGUUACGUAGACAAUGGAAACAUUCCUACUUCUACAGACCAACAACUUUUACAGCCACAAGCGUGUUUAAACAAUUAUCGUGUCAAAGAGGACGAAUCCAAAGAGUCGUAUAAUUCAAAUUUUCCUGAAUUUGCGUACAACUUAAUGAAUACACACUCUCAACAUUACACAACAAGCGAUUUUAUUAAUGCCAGUUCUCAAAAUUCCGUGAUAGACUGUAUCUCAUCAUAUCAAGAUAGUUCUCAGAAUUCUGAGAGCGUCAGUGGUUGUGUUAAAGGGCCAUCGUUUUAUUCGCAAACUCAUAACGUUUAUUGGCCCUGGGUCGACAGAUUUUACGCUGAAAAUUGCGCUUCGAAAUUAGGCUCAGUUUGUAAUUCGGAUGUUGCUACCAAGGGACUGAUGAACUACACAAAUUCAUUCUCUUGUAAUCCAAGCUUUGGUCAUUCCUACAAUUCACACUCUUUAUUCAUCAGUGGUGCUAAUCUCCCGUACAUCAGUGAAAAGCCAAACGAACUGUCUCAGUCUUCGAAACUUUCAGCAGUAAAUUUAUGUACAGGGGAAAAUAUGUCUGCUUUUCAUUCUAUUGCUCAAAUAUCGAGUGAUUACUCCGGAACAUCUGUGGUUGCCGGUAAUAUACCAAAUCUCAUUUUAAUGAACGCACAAAGCAGUGGUGAUUUUUCAGCUCAGUCUGCCGAUAAUCAUAAAGAAUCUCAAGAAGAUGAGAAUAGCUUUGAUCAUAGUGAAACGUCAUGGCAACCAGAACUGAAUUCUGUUCAAUGUUCAUCACGCAAAAGAUUGUCAGAUAAACAGAGAAAGACUAUAUGUGUUUCGAUUAUCAACGAAAAUCAAACGGAAGUUUCACAUACUCCUCAAGAUGAAAUUACCCAAAAUUCCUCCACAUCGUUUGAUAUUUCGAGCCUUCACCGAGAAAAUGAAAUUUGUUUAGACCAAUCAAUCUCUGGAAAUAGCUAUUCAUGGACGUCAAAAAGUGAUAAACUGAAAUUUAAUUCCCGCUUAAGAUCAAAAAGAUAUUCUGACGCGAUCAAUUUAACACGAAAUAGACCAUUAAAUCAAACUGCCUUGAGUGUGAUGGAAAGUUGGUAUACAAAUCAUGUAGAUAACCCGUAUCCUACAACAGCGGAGAAAGAAGAAUUAGCAGCACUUGGUGGAAUAACAGUCAUUCAAGUGAGUUCUUGGUUUGCCAAUCGCCGAACACGAACAGCAAACACCAAACCGAAGAAGAAUCGAAGAAAGUUGUAUCAUCAAAUUUAUCAACUAGCCGUUGAAAUUGAAGCAUUAACACAGGGAUCACUCCGAGCUUGUGAUUUACAAGAACGAAUUGGACAAAUUAUUGAUGAAUAUUUAACGUGAAUUUUCCAGCCUUACUAUUCAUAGCUUUUAGACACCGUUAAUUCUUGUUUAUAGUCAGUUUCUGCUAACUUUUUUGAAUCUCAGGUUCAUUUUUUGUUCUUGUUUAUUUAUACUUUACUUAUUUGGAAUUUUUUGUUUGUUUGUCAGAUGAUUCUUUUUCUUACUAAUACAGUUUUUUUUAUUGAA
Molecule: messenger RNA, 4564 nt
Organism: Schistosoma guineensis
Lineage: Eukaryota; Metazoa; Platyhelminthes; Trematoda; Strigeidida; Schistosomatidae
Source: the annotation of a GenBank genome assembly